This is a messenger RNA of Toxotes jaculatrix (banded archerfish), 3594 nucleotides long. It is a transcript of the gene cbarpb, whose product is annotated as CACN subunit beta associated regulatory protein b. Gene Ontology annotation, biological process: negative regulation of voltage-gated calcium channel activity; negative regulation of calcium ion-dependent exocytosis. Gene Ontology annotation, cellular component: plasma membrane; secretory granule. Lineage: Eukaryota; Metazoa; Chordata; Actinopteri; Toxotidae. Gene Ontology annotation, molecular function: transmembrane transporter binding. The record is from RefSeq and is a predicted model, not a curated record. Bases 161 to 2863 code for a protein of 900 amino acids. The transcript has 10 exons.
AGGGAAUUAGACAGACUGGCAGCAAAAAUCUCGGCAGUAGCUUACAGGUUGUGGUGCUGAAGUUGAGUGCUGCAGUGACUGGCAGGCGAGCAAGCAGUGCUGAGUGCUGCUGGCAUGUUGCUUCUCCCCUGCUGGGGGGACUUUCUAGUUGGCCUGGACCAUGAGCAAUGAGUCUACCGUCUGGAACACCCUACCAGAAAACUCCACAAUCCCAUUCGAGGCCGAGGAGCAGCAAGAUGGCUAUGUGCUCCUCUUGGUGAUCCUCUCCAUCUUCCUGGUAGGAACGCUGAUCUUCAUCUCUGUCCUCCUCAUCGCCUGCCGUCGCUGCUGUCGAGGAGGGCAAUGCUGUGACAGGGCCAGCGAUGACCCUGAGAAAACCAACACCACCUACAUGGAGGAAUCUCAGCCCACCCAUGAAAUCACCAUCAGGGUGGAUGAGUCAGACUGCCUGUCAAUGGCCAGCUCUCACGACCAAGAGACAGAGCGCUUCCUCUCCACGGGCACCACAGGCCGUCGUGUCUCUUUCAAUGAGGCUGCGCUCUUCGAUCAUGGCAAGAAGGCUCAGGAGAAGGGCCGCAGGUACACUCUGACUGAAGGUGACUUUCACCACCUGAAGAACGCCCGCCUCACACACCUCCACAUCCCUCCCCCGGCCCUCAAGAUAGUCACCAUCCACGAGUGCGACUCGGCCGAGAACACCAUCACCAUGACAACACGCCCUGUCACUAAGUCAGCGCUUUCCAUCUUCCAGCCAAUGCUGUGCCCACUUCCACAAACAGCCUUGACCAGCCUGAGUGUCAAUCCCAGCUGUGCCCUCCCUGGAGAUGCUCUCAACUCUGUGGUGGACACCAGCUUCAGCGAGAACACUAUAGCACUCAGCACUAAAGAGCCAAGCGCCAGCUCUAUCGAGAUGAUGGGAGCUGGGCCUCGGGGCAGAGGCAGCAGUGUCAGUGUUGGAGAAGGGGCUGUGGUGGGCAGCAGUGCCCCUCCUGCUGGUGGCGGUGCAGGAAGCCAGGGGCCCGUGCUGCAGUUCUUCACUAAACUGCGGCGCCAUGCUAGUCUGGAGGGGGCCAGUCCCUACUUCAAGAUUAAGAAAUGGAAGCUGGACAGCAGCCAGAGAGCCUCAAGCCUGGACACCAGAGGCUCUCCAAAGAGGAGGCAGUUCCAGCGUCAGCGAGCCGCCAGCGAGAGCAUGGACCAGGACGACAAUGAUGCGCACCACAUAGACCUCAUCCAGUACAUCGCCCGCACCCAGGACAUCACCUACUGUCCCAGCCAGCCCACUACACGCCUCCUCUCGCCCCCUUCUACACCACCCCCCUCCCUUGGCAGGGUAGAGGUAGAGGUGAUGGUGGAGCCCCGCUGCAGCCAUGGAGGACCAGGGGUGAUUGGCCUAUCCCCUGAUCCCCAAGAGGAAGCACUGAACCUCACAAAAAAGGAAGGUGCUGAACCCUCGGACCCCCUUGAUCCCCAGGACCCCCAGUCCCUUUACACAGACAUCUGGACCCUUCGUGCAACACUGGAACAGUACGCCGCCUCUGAUCAGAGCAGCAACAAUGACAGGAACUCCGUCUGCAGUGAUGCUGACAGCGUGUGUUCGCUGGGUGGACGCACAGAGACAGAAAGAGGAGGGCUCCCCAGCUUCCCGUCCCAGGAUUUAGGGGAUGAGGCAGAGGGUGGAGAGGACGACAAGGACUUUCUGAUGUAUACGGAUGAGAGGUUGGGAAUGAAGGAGGGAAAAAAGAGGAAGCAGGAAAGCACAGAAUCAGAGCGAGGGGGCAGCGAUGGAGAAACAGGGACUCGUAAACUGCUGCAGAUGGACAGUGGCUAUGCAUCUAUAGAGGCUCCAUCUCGAGGUCCAGAAGACCUGCGACUGUUUGGGAGCAGCAGCAUCAGUGGCAGCCUAAAGGACAGGACAGCCCACGAGAAAAGGCACCACUUCACCAACGCAGGGCGAAGUGGCACUAUUGGUGACAGCUUUGAGUCUCAUCUCUUUGAGGAGGAGCCAGAAGAUGAGUUGUUGUUGGGUGCCAGUGGAGGAGUUUCGCUAGAAACAGGUUCUGGUCCACUGAGCUGGUUCCCAUAUGGUCAGAUGCUUAAACCUCAUGAGGCCGCGCAACCUUCACCUCAACCACCAACCCUGCACCGACGAGACUACAGCAUAGAUGAGAAGACAGACGCGCUAUUCCACGAGUUUCUCCGCCACGACCCUCAGUUUGAUCAGCAGGAGUCACCGCUAAGGAAACACCGGUCACGAAUCCAUAUCCGCAAGCAGUGGCAGCGGCACAAGCAGUGGAGCGAUCCUGGUGUCAGGCACUUCCAGUCCUCCUUUGAGAGACAGCGGACCCCGCUACGGAGGGGUGAUAGUGUAAACUACCCACUGGACACAAGCUACCACAGCACCCUGCCCCGCAUCGUCAGUGCUCCUGAUGAGGAGACCAGCGACGGGACCGGCAGCGCUCCUGACACUCCGAAGGUAGAGCCUACGACCACUGAGGAUGGGGGCAAGGACAGGGAGCAAGGCAUUGCUGUCAGAGACACUGAGGACCACACCUCCUCUUCUCCUCCACCUCCUCAUCCCUGCAUGUCAGAGAAAGAUAGAGGGCUGAGUGAGCACCCUGACCCUCAGGAGGACAACAAACAGUCAAGCGUCCCCCCUGAGCCUCCAGACGAGCGCUCACCCCCUCUGCCGCCCGACUCCUCGGGCUACGGCCCACAAACCAUCACAGCAGAGCUCACAGACAAACUGACUGCUAACCUGGAUGAGAGGCUGUACAUGGGCCUUCGCAGGACCAGGGACACAGCCACUGAGUGUGUGACAGUGACAGCCACACACACUUCUCCAGACCACAGCCCAGUGUAGCAGGGCUCCAGUCGUCCUCCUCGUCAGCCUCACUCCUGCUGUUACACACUUGUUUUUUUUGUUUGUUUUGUCUUGCCUCGGUUUAAAUGUCUCUUUGUGUACAGCUUGAAUGGUGUGAUCCAGGCCCAUAAAGAAACAAUGGAAAGUAUGCUUUAAAUCUACAUCAGUCCACAAUUAAACACUUAUGCUCAGAUAAUGUUAGAUACAGUUGAUUCGCUAGAAAUGCAUCCAGUCUCGCUUUAUGCCUGUUAGCAUUACAAAACUGUUCAAUAUCAUCAUUUUACACUUCAUUGAAGAACAAUAAUAGAAAUCAAAGUAACAGAUUAACAGAGCUAACAUAUCAGAAAUAAUGAUUAUAGAAAUAAGUGUUUGUCCAUUGUUUUUUUUCUGUGUCCGUAGUCUAUUUAGUCUCUGUUUUCAUGUCUCUGCUGCUGUCAUUCCUGUCUCUGCUUUCCAGUGAGGAUAAGUGAAGCCGAGGGCCAGUUUGGCCUCUGUACUUGUUGAUCCACUGUGAAACCAGGUGCUAUUAGACAACAAGAAAGCUAUAGAUCUGGACACAACAGAUACCUGCCAGCCCUGUGAUCAUACAUUACUGGAAAAUAAGUAGUUCUCUCAUACUUAUGAGCUUAAAAGGUUACUCACAAUAUCAUGAUCUGUUGCCCAUAAAGUUGGAAUAAUUUUUUCAGACACAUUCUUUUUUUUAUUCCUAUUUAUAGAUAUCAGUAAUCACA